Messenger RNA from Archocentrus centrarchus (flier cichlid), 5010 nucleotides. RefSeq names its product mucin-5AC-like. Gene Ontology annotation, cellular component: extracellular matrix. Lineage: Eukaryota; Metazoa; Chordata; Actinopteri; Cichliformes; Cichlidae. Gene Ontology annotation, molecular function: protein binding. The transcript has 31 exons. The coding region runs from base 1 to 5010 and encodes 1669 amino acids. The record is from RefSeq and is a predicted model, not a curated record.
AUGGGGGCCAAAGGGCUUGAACUGACAUUUUUGCUCAUCUACCUGGCGCUGAUAGUUGGCUCACUUUCUCAGACUGCCAAUGCAUCUCACCUCGGCAAAGUGUGCACAACUUGGGGACACUAUCAUUUCAAGACCUUUGAUGGAGAUUUCUUCCAGCUGAACUCAAGCUGUAACCAUGUCCUUGUGUCACAAUGCAAGAGCAGCUAUGUAAACUUUUUCAUCCAGAUGAGGCGGAGUGUGGUCAACAACAUUCCCACAGUCAGCAAAAUCAUCAUGGUGCUCGAAGGUUCUGAAGUGGUGCUCUCCAAAGGCUCAGUGCUUGUCAAUGGCAAGAUGGAGUCGCUACCAUUCACUGAAUCAGGAGUGACUGUCAAGGGAACCACGUCUAGUAUCUCUGUUGAAGCUAUUCUAGGAAUCAAAGCUAUCUGGAACCUGGACGACUCCCUUGAUAUUGAAAUAAAUGAGAAAUAUCAGAACCAGUUAUGUGGACUGUGUGGAAACUUUGAUGGCAUAUCCAAUGAAUUCAUGAAAGAUGGAACUCCAUUGUCUGUGACAGACUAUGCUGAGACCUGGAAGGUGAACGGCCCCACAGAGAGCUGUGAGGAGACUGACCUUAACCCAGUCCUGAGCUGUGGUGAUAAGCAAUUCUGUGACCAGAUUUUCUCCAGUGCUCCAUUUGGAGAUUGCCAAAACCUUCUUGAUGUGGAGUCCUUCAGUAAAGCCUGUGUGGUGGACAUGUGUGACUCUAACAACGACACUGACAUGGUCUUCUGCAAGACAAUCUCAGAGUUUUCCAGACAGUGUGUCCAUGCAGGUGGCAAGCCUCAAGAAUGGAGGAAUGAAACAUUUUGCUACAAGAAAUGUCCAUACAACAUGGUGUUCUUGGAGUGUAGCAGUUCAUGUCCUGACAGCUGCUCCACCCCUCAUGCCAGCCAGACAUGUGACAGCCACUGUCAUGAUGGCUGCAGCUGCCCUGCUGACGGUGCAUGCGCCUAUGUAUUCUCGGACGUCCUGGGCCAACGAGGGCCACCAGAACAAAUGUUGGAGAAACGUGAUGUUCGAAACACUCCGGGAUGGCAAGGAAAAAUGGGCCGUGUGAGCCCAGUGCAGCUUGGAGUGGACCGAGGAAUGGUCUUUGAUGACAUUGGGAACAGUGGAUGUAUUGCAGUCUCUGAGUGUCCGUGUCUCCACAACAACCAAAUGUACAAGUCAGGAGAGUUCUACUCCCACCACUGUGGAUCAUGUGUGUGUGAAAGCGGUCAGUGGAGCUGUACAGAGACGAAUUGUCCAGGAACCUGUUCUGUGAAAGGAGGCGCUCAUAUUAACUCCUUUGAUGGAAAAGUCUAUACCUUCCAUGGCGAUUGCUCCUAUGUUCUGGCUAAGCAGAGUGAUGGCUUAUCCUACACUGUGCUGGUGGAUCUGGUCAAGUGUGGACUAAGUGACACAAAGACUUGCCUCAGAGCUGUAACUGUGGCCUUACGCAGCAAUUCUGUGGUCAUUAAAGUUCAGGCAUCUGGGCAGGUCUAUGUGAACCAGAUUCUUUCUCAGCUUCCACUGUUUACAGCUGACCUAAGAGUCUUUAGGCCAUCUUCCUUCUACAUCCUCAUAAGCACUGAGGUGGGCAUACAAGUGAUGAUCCAGCUGUCUCCUGUGAUGCAGGUGUUCAUUUCAGCUGACAAAUCACUCAGUGGAACUACAUCUGGUUUGUGUGGAAACUUCAACGAUAUAAUGAGUGAUGACUUUAGAGUGACAAGCGGACUGGUGGAGGGAACUGCUGCAGCAUUUGCUAAUACAUGGAAAACCAGAUCGAGCUGCCCAGACAUCAAAACAUAUUUUGGAGACCCUUGUAAUGACAACAUCAUUACAGCAAAGUUUGCUAAUUACUGGUGUUCCAAAUUAACUGAUCCCAAGGGAGUGUUUGCUCCCUGUCACUCUGUCAUCAGCCCCAGCACAUAUAAAGAUAACUGCAUCUAUGACAGCUGUAACUGUGAAAAAACUGAGGAUUGCAUGUGUGCUGCAGUUUCCUCAUAUGUCUAUGCCUGCUCAGCAGCAGGAAUCUUCAUCAGUGGCUGGAGGGAAACCAUCUGUGAUAAAUUCAGUACAUCAUGUGCAGCAGAAACAGUGUAUGGCUACAACAUGACCACCUGUGGGCGUACCUGCCGUUCCCUCAGCCAGACUGACUACUCUUGUCAGGUCAGCUUCACCACAGUGGACGGCUGUGGCUGUGCUGAAGGAACUUAUAUGAAUGAGGAAGGCCAGUGUGUAGCCAGUGCAAACUGUCCUUGCUAUGAUGAAGACACUAUUAUUCCGCCUGGAGAGACUAUCAUGUUACCAGUGUGUGUUGCCCCCAUGGUGUACUUUGACUGUUCCACUGCUCAACCUGGAGUUACUGGCACUGAGUGUCAAAAGAGCUGCAGCACCCCUGACAUGGAUUGCAUCCACACAGGCUGUACAUCAGGCUGCAUAUGUCCAGAUGAUUUGUUUUCAGAUGGAGCAGGAGGCUGUGUCAAUGAGACCAGCUGUCCAUGUCUACACAAUGGACAAGUCUACCAGCCAGGAGAGACACUCACAGUUGACUGCAACACCUGUUCCUGCAGUGGAAGGAAGUUCACAUGUACCAACAACAUUUGUGAUAGUGUUUGUGGAAUCUAUGGAGAUGGUCACUACGUCACCUUUGAUGAUAAGAGGUUCGACUUCAGUGGACAGUGUGAAUACACGCUUGUCCAGGACUACUGUGGAAGUGGUAACAGCAAUGGAAGCUUCAGAAUUAUUACUGAAAAUGUUCCAUGUGGAACCACGGGAACCACCUGCUCUAAGACCAUCAAGAUCUUCCUGGAGGAUAAUGAAUUCCAACUUAAAGAUGACAACUUCCAGGUGGUGAAGGGCACCAUCCAGGUGCUCCCUGCUCAGAUACAAAAAAUGGGUGUUUACAUAGUGGUGACAAUAAAGCCAGGACUUGUGCUCAUGUGGGACCAGAAAACCAGUCUUUUCAUUACACUCAGUCCACAGUUCCAGGGUCAAGUCUGUGGUCUGUGUGGAAACUAUGAUGGUAACAGUAAGAAUGACUUUACCACACGUUCCCAGGAAACAGUGGCAGAUGUUCUACAAUUUGGUAACAGCUGGAAAGUUUCCUCUAGUUGCCCCAGUGCCCAGUUAAUCAGUGAUCCCUGUGCCUCUAAUCACUAUCGGGCAGCAUGGUCUCAAAAACAGUGCAGUAUCAUUACCAGUGUCACCUUCCAGAGCUGUCAUUCACAGGUUGAUCCCGGUCCAUAUUUUGAAUCCUGCGUGAGAGACUCUUGUGCUUGUGAUACUGGUGGGGACUGUGAGUGUUUCUGCACUGCUGUGGCCGCCUAUGCCAAAGCUUGUAAUAAAGCCGGAGCCUGUGUUAAAUGGAGGACUCCGAAGUUGUGUCCUAUUUUCUGUGACUACUAUAACUCACCUGGUGAAUGUGAGUGGCACUACAAGCCUUGUGGAGCUGAUUGCAUGAAGACAUGUAGGAAUCCAUCCGGAAACUGCUCCAGUCUUAUCACCAACCUGGAAGGCUGCUAUCCACAGUGCCCCCCAACUCAACCCUACUUUGAUGAAGACAGUAUGAAGUGUGUCACCUGGGACCAUUGUGGAUGUUAUGAUGACCAAAGCACCCAUUACAGCAUAGGUGAAAAGAUUCCAUCAGAAAACUGCUACAGUUGGUGUUCAAACAACAGGCCAGGGACCCACAGUUGUAACAUCAAGACCAUCUGUCAGUACUUCCACUACAACAGGGCCUUUCACCAGGACAGAGGGAACAUCAUUUACAACCACAGAAAGGAAAGCAUCAGAAGCUACAACACUGACAAUUGCGACAACAAAACCAUCAGAAGUAGUUACAUCGGGACCAGGCCUUUCACCAGGACAGAGGGAACAUCAUUUACAACCACAGAAAGGAAAGCAUCAGAAUCUACAACACUCACAAUUGCGACAACAAAACCAUCAGAAGUAGUUUCAUCGGGACCAGUAACAUCCUCUACCACAGCUGUUGUUGAAACCACCAGCCAGGCUCCAGGCGUUCAAACAACAGGCCAGGGACCCACAGUUGUAACAUCAAGACCAUCUGUCAGUACUUCAAGUACAAAUGUGCCUUUCACCACCACAAGAGAAGCAACAUCUACUCCUUCAGAAACGGCAGCACCAGAAGCUACAACACUGACAAUUCCAGGCUCCAGGCGUUCAAACAACAGGCCAGGGACCCACUGUUGUAACAUCAAGACCAUCUGUCAGUACUUCAAGUACAAAUGUGCCUUUCACCACCACAAGAGAAGCAACAUCUACUCCUUCAGAAACGGCAGCAUCAGAAGCCACAACACUGACAAUUGUGACAACAAAACCAUCAAAAAAACGGCAGCAUCAGAAUCUACAACACUGACAAUUGUGACAACAAAACCAUCAAAAGUAGUUACAUCGGGACCAGUAACAUCCUCUACCACUGCUGUUGUUGAAACCACCAGCCAGGUUCCAGGCGUUCAAACAACAGGACAAGAAACCACUGUUGUAACAUCAAGACCAUCUGUGAGUACUGCCACUACAACAGGGCCUUUCACCAGCACAGAGGGAACAUCAUUUACUACUUCAGAAACGGCAGCAUCAGAAGCUACAACACUCACAAUUGUGACAACAAAACCAUCAAAAGUAGUUACAUCGGGACCAGUAACAUCCUUUACCACAGCUGUUGUUGAAACCACCAGCCAGGCUCAAGGCAUUCAAACAACAGGCCAGGGACCCACAGUUGUAACAUCAAGACCAUCUCCAGGCUCCAGGCGUUCAAACAACAGGCCAGGGACCCACUGUUGUAACAUCAAGACCAUCUGUCAGUACUUCAAGUACAAAAGUGCCUUUCACCACCACAAGAGAAGCAAUAUCUACUCCUUCAGAAACGGCAGCAUCAGAAGCUACAACACUGACAAUUGCGACAACAAAACCAUCAAAAGUAGUUACAUCGGGACCAGUAACAUCCUCUACCACUGCUGUUGUUGA